AUCUACGUAUCCCCCAAGGACCAAACCGUCAUAAGUGGCAAAGUGGCUUAUUUCGUCUGCAUGGCCGAUGGACAUCCCCAGCCGCACAUAGAGUGGCGCAAAGGGGGACGACGGGUGUCGACGACACGUUUUUCCAUCAACAAUAUCCCCGGGGGCUCGGUUCUACGAAUCGAUCCCGUCCGGGCCGGCAAAGACAACACGGCGUACGAAUGCCUGGCGGAGAAUGGCGUCGGAGAACCCGUUCGAAUGUCGUUCUCGCUUAGAGUCUUCGAAGAGGACAGCGUGCCGAGAGGUUUUCCCUCGUUCAGCCUGCUGCCCAACAUGCAGGGCGUCGAGCGGAACCGAAGUGCCGUGUUACAGUGCAUGGCGAGCGGGGAGCCCGAACCGACAAUUUCGUGGCUGCAUAACGACGUUCCCGUCGACCUGAACAAUCCGCGCUUCCAGCUCGUGAACGGCGGUGCUUUGCAAAUCUCACACGCCCAGGAAGAAGACCAGGGCAAUUACGAGUGCGUGGCGGAGAACACUGUCGGAACCCAGAUCUCGCCGAUGGCCACGCUAUACGUGAAGGUGCGACGGGUCCCGCCGUACUUCUCGAUUCCCCCCGAAAACCGAUACGAAGUCACCCCGGGAGCGUCGUUGAACAUCUCCUGCACGGCCGUCGGAUCUCCGAUGCCAUACGUGAAGUUCCGCCUGGCCGACGGCGACGACCUGCCGCCACCGAACGGUCAAAGCGAAUACCCCGAAGGACGGAACAAUCUCACGCUGGAGAACAUCCGAGAAUCCGUUAACUACAGCUGCAUCGCACAGUCGAAACUGGGAACGCUGGAACAUCAGUUUCAGGUGGUCGUUCAAGCGCUGCCCAAAGCUCCGACUACAGUGAUGUUCUCUGACGUGACCACGACUUCGCUCAAACUGUCUUGGAGCUACGAGCAGGGAGCUGAGAAUAUUCGAUACUACGUCGUGCAGUACAAACCUCGAGGCUCGAACUCGGUGUUCUCCGAAAUUUCCGGAGUUACUGGGACGAGCCUUUUCGUACGAGAACUAGCACCGUAUACGGAGUACGAGUUUUACGUGAUAGCCAUGAACGACUUAGGCCGCGGUCCGCCUUCGGACCCAGUAAUCGUCACCACUGGUGAAGCGGUGGAUAUGCGUCGUCAAGUCAAGCCUGGAAGUGCGCCGAGGAAUGUCCUCGCGAGACCUCUGAGCUCCAGCACGGUGGUGGUGCAGUGGGAUCCACCAAUGGAGCCCAAUGGCCAAGUGAUGGGCUAUCGGAUUAUCUACACCAAGAAUCCCACGUUGCCCGAAACAGCGUGGCAAGAUUUUCAGGUGGACUCAAGUCAGCUGACGACCAUUUCCAACCUCACUCCACAAGCCACGUAUACCAUUAGGGUGAAAGCUUUCACCGGCAGAGGCAUUGGGCCGGCUUCUCCGCCAGUCCAAGUCAAGCUGCAGACCGGAGUUCCCACGCAACCGGGGAAUCUCCGAGUGAUGGCGACGGGUGCCACGACAGUUCAACUCAACUGGACCCGACCGACCUAUUCAGCCGACAAUAUCGUCGGUUACAUGAUAUACUGGAACGACACGUAUUCACAGAACGAAGAGCAUAAGGAAAUCGCCGACGUCGAGACAUACACCCUGGACAACCUGUACCCCGACACAAUUUAUUACGUAUGGGUGGCCGCUAGAUCACGAAAGGGCGAAGGGGCCGCUACUCCAGCCUUCCCAGUUAGGACGGAGCAGUAUGUUGUUGGCAAUCCACCCGAGGACAUCGUCGGUUCCCCGAUCAACUCGCAUACCGUCAAACUGAUGUGGCAAGCGCCGCCUGUUCUCAAUCGGGCAUCGAACAGCGUGCCUGUCAUCUACUAUAAGAUCCGCUACCAAAAAAUCAAUGAGAAGCAGCCGGGCGGCGAGGAAAUCAAAGAAAUUCAGGUGAACCCUGACGAAACGUCGGCGGAAAUCUCCGGACUCGAUAAAUGGAGUCCUUACCGCUUCUGGAUAAAAGCGGGCACGGCUGUGGGCGACGGCCCCCUCUCGAAGGAGAUCAUUGUCACCACCGACGAAGAUGUCCCCGGAGAACCCCGCAACGUGAAAUUAUCUCCACUGAACAGUACGGCCAUUUCCGUUACGUGGAAACCUCCAUCAAACAAGGAUCGCCAUGGUCUGAUUCGAGGUUACCAAAUCCACGUGCAGGAAGUCAACAAAGCGGGUGAUAUGGUGGGCGAGCCGAUUCGGUAUGACGUUGCCGACGAGAACGCCGAGGCCUACAAUGUCACCGACCUCCAACCCGACACCGAGUACAGCAUUCAGGUGGCCGCCGUUACGCGGAAAGGCGACGGCAUGAGAAGCAGACCCAAGACAGCUACUACACAUGGUGGUGUUCCCACGAAACCGGAGCUCAAAGCCACUGUGAAAAUCACCGACGACAACAAGCUCCGGGUUGAGCUCUCCUGGCAACGACCGUCCCACACGUACGGUGAACUCCAAAUGUACCGUUUACGUUACGGUCCCAUGGAUGGGGAACCCCUCGAGGAAACUACGUUUAAACCAGAUGACUACCAAAUCACAGUCGAGCGAAUUUCUCGAGGUGCGCGCUACGAGUUCCGCCUAGCCGCGAGAAAUCUCAUCGGUUGGGGCCAGGAGGCCAUACAGCAGGUGACAACGCCUGAAGGAGAACCCACAGCACCGCCACACGAUAUCAGAUUCCGCCUUCAGAGUCCGGAUACGGCCGUCGUGAUCUGGGAACGUCCGCCGAUCGCUCAUCGCAACGGCCACAUUGCGAACUACAUGAUCGAAUUCCGCAAACGCGGAUCGGACUUUGCCGGAAACGACCGGAACACGUCGAAAACGAGAACCGUAUUCUCGGGACUGGAAGAACGAACCGAAUACGUAUUCCGCAUCAAGGCUUGCACCAACAAAGGGGCUGGACCCUGGUCGAAAGAGAUCAUAAUCACCACCCCCGGAGACAUACCGUCCGAACCCACGAACGUCCAGGCUGUCGCCACAAGCGACGGAUCGUUCGAAGUCUGGUGGGACGAAGUGCCAUACUUCGGCGUAAUUCUCGGCUAUAAAAUUUUGUACACAAAAACCGUGGUUGAGGAUUUAGACGAGUGGGACUCGAAAAUAAUUCCCUACUUGACGAUGUCGGCCGAAAUUACCGGCUUAGAGCGGGACACUGUCUAUGCAAUCCGGGUCGCCGCCUACCAGAAAACAGGCACGAGCGACGUCACCAUUGGAAAACUCUCUCAGCAAAUCACAGUGCGCACCGUUCCUACAGAAGUUGUAACGCAGCUUCGCGCAUUCGGCAUCACCACGCAUGGCUUCAUUCUCUGUUGGAGACCACCGACUCACGUUGAGUUCAUCAAGUUCAAUAUUUCCUACUCGGCGCAGAAAGAAUUCGUCGACAGUCAGGGAGACCGACAGGAACUCCCCAUACCCGCACAAAACGUGCUCCUGGAUGCGGGAACGGUCAACUACUCGAUAAGCGCCUUGAUGCCAUUCACAACGUACAAGGUGAACGUGACCGCGCUCGCCAGGAGCGGGGUGUAUAGACCCCCUGCGAAAAUUUCUGUUACCACAGCCAUGGCCGCACCGAAACCUUUAGUGAAACCCGAUUCGCUUGGCCCCACAACAAAUCACGAAAUCCACGUUGUCCUGCCUCAAGCAUCGGAAGAGUUCGGCCCAAUCAAGCACUACUUCUUGGUGGUUGUGCCCUCCGACAUCGCGGGCAAGGAGCCCGACGAUUAUCGCAUAGAAGAUCUCGUCAACGCAGCCACUGAGAACGACGGCCCGUACAUAGCAGCUAUGUUCCUGCGUCUUGCCAUGCCCCAGGACUUCCUGUUGGGCGACGGCAAGACGUACGGAGGUUUCCGCAACAGGAAACUUCACACCUAUCGCCGCUACAAGAUCUUCGUCCGUGCUGUUGUGGACGCGCCGCAGAAAAAUCUCUUCACUAGCAGUCCCUUCUCUGAGGAUCUUGGACUCGACGUAUUAACUCACUACGCCAGGAACCCGACUCGGAACCCCGAGGUUCAUCCUCGACCUGCGACCCACACUGACGUGGGCUGGAUCAUCGGGCCAGUCCUGAUAAUAAUCCUCUUGGCCGUCACGCUGACGUUGUUCUUCAUUCUGGCGAAACGUCGACGUGGCUUCGUGCAGUCCAAGACUCCCAACGGUUGUAACGGGAACGGCACCAACAACGAAACCACCAUGAAGUUGCUUCAGCCGAACGGUAGUCGCUCUAUGGGAGACGUCGCCGAUUUCUCGGCGUCCAAUGGAGGCGUCGCCGAUCCUUUGGAACUACGGAGGAUCCAGACCCCCGGAAUGCAAGGUCAUCCCCCGAUCAUAGUAUCAGAGCUUGCAUCGCACAUUGAGCGUUUAAAAGCCAAUGACAACCUCGCUUUCUCGCAAGAAUACGAGAGCAUCGACCCGGGUCAACAGUUCACCUGGGAUAAUUCGAUCUCCGAAAUCAACAAGCCCAAGAAUCGCUACGCGAACGUCAUCGCUUACGAUCAUUCCCGGGUUGUCCUGGAGCCAUUGCCCGGCAUACCGGGCUCAGACUAUAUAAAUGCUAAUUAUUGCGAUGGCUAUCGCCGUCAAAACGCCUAUAUCGCUACGCAAGGUCCCCUUCAGGAGACGAUCGGAGAUUUUUGGAGGAUGGUGUGGGAGCAGCAGAGUGCCACCAUCGUCAUGAUGACCAAGCUGGAAGAACGAACCAGAGUGAAGUGUGACCAGUAUUGGCCCAGCAGAGGUAGCGAAAAAUACGGUAUUAUGGAAGUGACACUCGAGGACGUCCAGGAAUUGGCUACGUACUGCAUUCGGACCCUCAGUAUCCGACGGGACAAUUUCCUCGAAGUGCGCGAAAUCAAGCAGCUGCAAUUCACCGCGUGGCCGGACCACGGAGUGCCGGAGCAACCGACUCCCUUCCUCACGUUCCUCUGUCGCGUGAAUCAAAUCAACCCGCAGGGCGCGGGUCCCCUGAUAGUGCACUGUAGCGCAGGAGUUGGCCGGACGGGCUGCUAUACCGUAAUCGAUUCGAUGCUGGAAAGACUGCGCCACGAAGAUACCGUCGAUAUCUACGGCCACACAACCUGUCUGAGAGCGCAGAGAAACUACAUGGUGCAGACCGAAGAUCAAUACAUCUUCAUCCACGACGCCAUUCUCGAAGCAGUGAUGGCGGGAGUCACUGAGGUGCCGAGUCACCAGCUUUAUCAACAUGUCAACCACCUUCUAACUCAGAACGUCGACGGCUCGACGAAACUCGAAGCCGAGUUCCGACAAUUGAAUGAAAUGAAGGUGAACAACGCCAAGUUCAUUUCAGCCAAUUUACCAAUGAACAAGUUCAAGAACCGUCUCAUGAACAUCUUGCCGUUCGAAGCAAGCCGAGUUUGCCUGCAGCCGGUCAGGGGCGUUGACGGAAGCGACUACAUUAACGCCAGCUUCAUCGAUGGCUAUCGGUAUAAAAACGCUUACAUCGCUGCUCAAGGUCCCAUGGCAGAAACGACCGAAGAUUUCUGGCGGAUGAUCUGGGAACACAACUCGAAUAUCAUUGUUAUGCUCACCAAGCUGCAGGAGAUGGGUCGUGAGAAAUGCCAUGCGUAUUGGCCCAGUGAGCGUUCACAAAGGUAUCUCUACUUCGUUGUCGACCCUAUCACCGAGUACAACAUGCCCUCGUACGUCAUGCGGGAGUUCAAAGUGACCGACGCCCGCGACGGACAGACCCGCACAGUUCGUCAAUUCCAUUUCACGGAUUGGCCAGAGCAAGGUGUCCCCAAGGACGCGGAAGGCUACAUUGAUCUCAUUAGUCAGGUCCACAAGACGAAGGAACAGUUCGGCCAGGAAGGCCCAAUCACAGUUCACUGCUCAGCAGGUGUCGGACGUACCGGCACCUUCAUCGCUCUGAGCAUCGCCCUCGAACGGCUGCAGUGUGAGAGUAUGGUAGAUUUGUUCUCCACAGUACGGAUGCUUCGAACGCAAAGACCCGCCAUGGUACAAACCGAAGAUCAGUACCAAUUCUGCUACCGAGCGUUGCUCGACUAUCUCUCGAGCUUCGAUCAUUUUACGAGCUAA
Galendromus occidentalis (western predatory mite) is the source of this 6066-nucleotide messenger RNA. It is a transcript of the gene Lar, whose product is annotated as tyrosine-protein phosphatase Lar. Lineage: Eukaryota; Metazoa; Arthropoda; Arachnida; Mesostigmata; Phytoseiidae. The record is from RefSeq and is a predicted model, not a curated record. The transcript has 12 exons. Gene Ontology annotation, molecular function: protein tyrosine phosphatase activity; protein binding. Gene Ontology annotation, biological process: protein dephosphorylation. Bases 61 to 6066 code for a protein of 2001 amino acids.